AAGACCUAAACAAUCUAUUCAGUCCCACCUACCAUCGAUGAAGUGCGCUACAAUCCUCCUGGCUGUGGCCGUGGCCACAUUCGCCCCUUCGAUCGCCGAGUCUCGCCGCAUCGUCGGUGGCCAGUUCGCCGAGGAGCACCAGUUCCCGUACCAGAUUGGGCUGUUUCUGGAUGGCAACUUCCGGUGCGGUGGCUCCAUCAUCGAUUCCCAGUGGAUUCUGACCGCGUCCCACUGCGUGCUGGACGGCGUUGAUAAAAUCCCGGCCAAGGGUUUCAAGGUGCACGUUGGUUCGGCCAACCUCGAGCAGGGUCAGCUGUACGCCGUGGCCGAAACGUUCGCCCACGAGCAGUACGGAAGCUUCCAGAACGAUAUCGCCCUGAUCAAGCUGCAGCAGAAGCUCGAGUACAGCGAAGGCGUUCAACCGAUCGAGCUGAACACGGUGGAAUUGCCGGUGGACACUCCGGUCAUCAUCUCCGGCUACGGGCGCAUUGGAGACGGCCAACCGAUCUCGGAACAGCUCAAGUACAACACGGCGUUCGUCGAGUCGAAGGAAAUUUGUCGCAGCAUGACGGGACUUUCUGGGAAGGGAUUGAUCUGUUUCAAAUCUCCGGCUGAUAAUGGUGCCUGUAACGGAGAUUCCGGUGGUCCGGCGGCCCACAACGAUAAGCUUGUCGGGGUGGCCAACUUUGUGCUGCAGGGAUGUGGAACUCAGUAUCCGGAUGGGUACGCCGAGGUGGCGUACUACGUGGACUGGAUCAACGAAACUAAGCAGAAGAACUAGAAAAUUCAAUAUUUACAGCAGUUUUUUUUAACAACUGG
Culex quinquefasciatus (southern house mosquito) is the source of this 819-nucleotide messenger RNA. Its product is annotated as serine protease SP24D. The record is from RefSeq and is a predicted model, not a curated record. Bases 38 to 781 code for a protein of 247 amino acids. Gene Ontology annotation, molecular function: serine-type endopeptidase activity. Lineage: Eukaryota; Metazoa; Arthropoda; Insecta; Diptera; Culicidae. Gene Ontology annotation, biological process: proteolysis. The transcript is spliced from 2 exons.